AUGACUGCAUUGUACAUCUCCCGUUUUCUCCUUUUUCUCUCUUUUGCUAUUGAAACAAGAGUGCUGUGCAAAUCCAUCGCGGAGAAUGGACCACUCGAGGUGCAGGUCAGGGUCCAGGUGUUUGAUGGCGGGGACCUUUCACCUCUGGUUGAAGCCACUGUGGUUGUCCAUGGCAACCAGACUGUUUUGGCAUCCAGGCAGACAGGAAGUGAUGGCAGCGGAGUGGUGAGCUUCCUGUACAGGCCAGGCUCUUGGGUUGUCAUCACAGCGUCCCAGAGAGAUUACAUCACUAGCUCCGUGCCCUGGCACGCGAGCAGACUGCCCUUGUAUGCCUCAGUUAGUCUUUACCUGUUGGCUCAGAGGCCAGGCACAUUGAUCCUGUAUGAUGAUAUCAUCCAAGUAUUCCAUGGCUCCCCAGGAGGGAGGAGUCAGCCAUGGCUACAGAUCCAGAGGCGAUCUUUACAGCUGAACUCCUCCUACUCUGAUUUGACGGCCAUGUUGACCACAGCCAGAGACCAGGGGGAGAUCAACGGAUUUCCCUAUCCACUGGGAGUGGAGCUCAACUCCACAGGUGGAGAGAGCAGCUGGACAGACCUGACCGUAGUGGCAGCGAUCAGUGCUCAGCUGUUUGACCGCGAGGGCCGUUUGGUGCAGGUCUCUGACCCCGUUCACGUCUCCGCCCCGCUUCCCUCCGACACACGCGUCCGAUCAGCCACCAGUGUCCCCGUGUGGCUGUACAACACCAAGACAGGUUUAUGGGUGCGUAGUGGAAAAGGCUACAUUAAGAGAGAGGGUACACAGCUAACAUGGAACUUUAUGGCAUCACAGCUGGGCUACUGGCUAGCAGCUUUCCCGUCCCCGGCAGGCCCAGGUCUGAUUCAUCCAGGCCUGAGGGACAUCACAGCGUACCACACCCUGUUCCUGCUGUCCAUCCUGGGCUCCCUGGCCCUGCUCGUGCUGGUCCUGCUAUGUGUCCUGCUCUACUACUGCAGGCGAAGGUGUCUGAAGCCACGGCGGCAGCAGAAGCAAAGCCAGGUUUCGUCAGGCCUGAGCAGCUCCAAACGGGACCAAGGUACCUCCACCUCCCGCCUCAACCUCAUCUGCGGCGGUCACAUCGAACCCGGGGCUUCCAACGGCAACCUGGACGCCGGCAAAGCCGACAGCUCGCCUUCCAGAGAUUUCAAGAACGCCCGGGAGGAGUUUUCAAAGCACGUUCCUGCCCACAAGCUCCGACAUUCUUCCAAGGGCAAGGCGUCCAAAGGGGCCCAACGUGGAGAGAGCUUUCCCAUGAAGGUGCACCGCUCUACAGACACAAGCACGCUGGAUCCACCUUUGCUUCAUGAGGACUACAGCCGGAACUACAGCCCCGUGGAGGACCACAAGGACCAGGACUACAGGCGUAGGCAUGUCGUCAAUGACAACCGUGGAUACACGUCCGACCCGCCUUCCCCUCCUCCGGAUAAGCCUCCGGAGUAUUCACAGGUGUCACAGGGCUCAGACCACCUGGCACGGCCCACGUCGCUCAACACUCAACCAGGUCAGAUCAUCUUCUGCAGCUCCCUGGAACAGAUGAAGGAGAACAUGUACCGCAGCAUGGUCCCAACCCUUGUCAUUCCAGCCCACUACAUGAGAUUCUCCUCCGACUUCAGUGCCGCUGAGUCGGGAAAAGAUUCUCAAGGACAGAUAGACAGGGAGAAGGAAGGCCAGGGAACCGCAAGCAACGCCAGUGGUGGGUCAAGUGCGAACCAUGGCCUUCAGAACCAGAACCAGGGAUCUGGACAAGCCCAGGCCCAGCAAGGGAUGCCAUCUCCAGCUGGCUCGGAUGAGAGCAUGUGGGCAUCUGGAGGUCCGUCAGCACCGGUCCAUAUUCCAGUUCUGUUUAACGACUCCACUAUGGCACAGAUGAAUGGGGAGCUGCAGGCACUUACAGAGAAGAAACUUCUGGAGCUCGGCGUGAAGCAGCACCCUCGCGCUUGGUUCAUAUCGUUGGAUGGGCGUGCCAACGCACACGUGCGCCACUCCUACAUUGAUGUGGGUAGUGACCUUGGCCAUGGAGGGGGGCAAAGUGGUAACCAUAGUGCCCAGAGCACGCUUAGUGCCCCUGCUGGUAGUAGCAAGGAUUGCAGCCCACCUGAGAUGAGCACCCAGGAACAGCUGGAACGCAAACCUGCUGGUCAACGUAAAAGCAAGGAGGAACGGCAUGGCCACAGCAGUGGACGCAAGGGGCAUGCGAGUGGCAGUACCAGCAGUGCGGGCAGUGCCAGUAGCAGUAAGCCUUACACCAAACUGGCCUACCAUGACCCUCUAGAGCUGAGUGGAGGGGUUGGGAGAAUGGGAGCUGGUUCACCCUUGGAAAACCCAUUGACACCACUCCUGGACGACGGCCCAGAUGAGUCACGGGGUUCCGCAGUAGCACACAGAGGUCGUAGCCGCGGUAACAGCUCACGCAGCAGCAACAGCGAGACACAACGUGACUCAGUUACCAGCCCUGAGGAGGACAAUGACCCCGAUGACAAGGAUGAGAACAAGAAAAGUCCCUGGCAGCGCAUCGAGGAGAGGCCGCUCAUGGUGUUCCAUGCCAAGAAGUAG
Molecule: messenger RNA, 2589 nt
Organism: Chanos chanos (milkfish)
Lineage: Eukaryota; Metazoa; Chordata; Actinopteri; Gonorynchiformes; Chanidae
Gene: fam171a2b
Product: family with sequence similarity 171 member A2b
Exons: 8
Coding region: 1-2589 (862 amino acids)
Source: RefSeq, a predicted model, not a curated record